AUGAUAAAACUCGUGUCGGGUGUCGUUAACUCAUUCACGCAGUUGGACAAUGCACUUUUGGAGGAACUUAUGCUUAAACUCACUGAAGACAGAAGUACUCGCAUGGUCGACUGCCUACCGGGAAUUCUGAAGGAACUCUCCGAUCAUGUGCGGGAUCCCGGCCAGGAAUGCCAAGAGCAACAUAAGCAACUGUGUAGCCAACAAGAGUUGCAGCAGCAGCAGCAGCAGCAGCGCUUCGAGCGGCGAGAAAACACCCCUCACGCCUCAGAAGUGACUCGGCUGCUGAACCUUGCGAUGGAUAGCGGUCCCGGUGCUGUGAAAUGGACGGCGGUGGAAAGUGAAUUGAGCAACUUUCUGCGAUCACUCAUGGCGGGGCGUCGACAGGUGGGGCUGAAGGAAAGCGCCAGCCAAACUGUGCAAGCCCUGGGGCCAUUGUUUAAUGUUUUGACUUCAACGGCUGACACUGAUGGUAGUGAAGUGGAGAAGGAUGCACUGAUGCCGCUUAGUUUCUAUAGGGGCUUUUACGCCCGUGCCGUGUCGUUACUGUUACAUCUUCACCUUUCGGGUUUUGACGGGAGCGACCGAAUUGCGUGGUUAAAGCGGUGUGGGUGGAAAGUUGAACUUUAUGACAUAUUGCUUCCCUUUAUACAGAAAGAGGUUGAACCACUAGAGAAGGAGUUGGUUUACCACUUUCAAGAAGGAAAGAACACAGCACGGAGGGAGGAGCCACAGCACUUUUUCUUGUUUCUCCAGCAGAUCUACACACGCCUGGUUAACAACGCCCGUGCGCACGGGUGGGCCCCCGAAGGGAUUGGGGAACAAGAUGGCGUCAACACAUUAAUUGCGCUUGGAAGCGCAGCCCUUGCGGCAACGGCCGUGUCAGUCUUCCGCAGCGCCUAUGGAUGGCACGAGGAGUCUGGUUACCUUUCGGUGAAGGAUUUUACAAUUCACGGUGUAAAUUGUCUUGUAGACUUUCUAACCAAAUCUGGUGGAAUUGUACACCUUGGUGCGCAAGCGGGCAUUGUAGAGCGGUUGAUCUCCCCGGAUAUUUUUUGCACCUACGCGGAAGCCGCACGUUCAUUUGUUUGCAAAGCCUUUGCGUCAGGGCAUCAGGUGCUGUGGCGACUCGAGUUUCUUACAAACUCACCGACGCUCACGGAUCAAACUGCAACGCUAAAGGCAGUUCGGGGGACGUAUCAUAUGCUUCGGUGUCUUGAGGCCAUCUUGCGUCGGUUGGCCGUCGUUUUUGCCCUCCUUCCAGCCUGCGUGAUUAUCACAUGGAAUUCCGUUGUGGUUCCAUCUUUAGUUAUGUUCAUGCAACACCUCGAAGAUGCCAAGGAAGAGGCAGCGUCGCUGUGUGAAACGCGCGCCGAGUUGAUUAUAACAUCAUUUCACUUGCUAGAUUCGGUACAAGCCGUCUGCUCUGCAGCGGAGGAGUGGCGUGAGCGUUUUUGCGAACAUUGUGGGGAGAAAGACGUCUCCGCCGCUCAACUCGGGAAAAUGACACGCUGGCGUGAAAAACUGAGGCGGGAGGUAACCGAAAGCACAUCACAGUUUCUUGCGCAUCUCUUUGCUGUAGAAGAGGUGUCGCCACGGGGUCUACAUGCGUGGGAUGGCAUUUUGCAGGGACUUCUGCACGGCCCCUCCACCGGAAGCAACAUCGUGCAAGAGGUCAUGAGAACUUCGAUACCGUGCCUCAUACCAAAAGAGAAGCGAAAGCACCUCAAGGAGUAUUGUGAGGCCACGGGAGCAAAUGCUUUGGCCAAUUUGCUGAGUGAAGAUGUGCUUUGA
Trypanosoma brucei brucei TREU927 is the source of this 1791-nucleotide messenger RNA. RefSeq lists its product as hypothetical. NCBI's taxonomy places the organism in Eukaryota, Euglenozoa, Kinetoplastea, Trypanosomatida, Trypanosomatidae. The transcript has a single exon. Bases 1 to 1791 code for a protein of 596 amino acids. The record is from RefSeq and is a predicted model, not a curated record.